AUGGGAAGAGAGAUCGACUGGGAAGAUUUUGAAACGGAUUUUGAGUGGAAAUACUUCUCACCUAAAGCAAAAGACUGGCUGGAGAUUCAAUUCUGGGAGUUAACUCAAGGCAACCGGAAAGUCAGGGAGUAUGAGGCGGAGUUUACAAAGCUAAGGAAAUAUUCUCCUUAUGGAGCAAGGAACGAGGGUACACUAAUUCGAAGGUUUAUAAGAGGAUUGCGAGCGGAUUUGGCUAGCCGACUGCAAGUAGUAAAGUUUCAUAGCCUUUAUGAAUUGGCAGAGAUAGCGGUAAAUGUUCAAGAAGGUAUGGAAAAAGAGCAAGCCAUGAUGAAGCAUUCAGAGCCAUCUCGCAGAACUGAAGGGCUAGGAAUACGAAGAAUGAAUAAUAAAGGACAAUUUAAUCGAGGGAGAAGCCGAGGAAGAAGGAAUGACAGACGGUUUGGGAAUGGCCCAAAUGUGUGUUACACUUGUGGUGGUACAAGCCAUUUUUCUAGCAGUUGUCCUUAUAGUCAAGGAAGGAAGGCUCCUGAUUAUAUUACUUGCUUCUCGUGUGGUGAGAAAGGGUAUUAUGCCAACAGUUGCCCCCAUAAUAGACAGGUUACAUUUCCAGCACCACCCACUAUACUAGCGAUUGAACCAGCUCCGAAGCGCCAGGCAGUUGGAAAGCAAGUGAAUGCUUUAGAGUUAGGAAAGCCCGAGCCGCAACAGCCCCACCAGGGCCCGAUCACAGGAACAUUGUGUGUUGGUGGAGUUUAUGUGCAUGCUCUCUUCGACUCGGGUGCCACACACAGCUUUGUGAUACCUGAGGUAGUGUCUAGUUUUAAGGGAACCUUUACUAGAGUAAAGGUAGGUGUUUUGAUUAGAACCCCUAGGAACCGUAACCUUCAUGCCGAUAGUUGUGUACUUGGAAUUCCAAUCCAUGUGGGAUCAAUGGUAUAUCCGGCAGACCUUCUAGUUGUUCCUUUAGCACAACACGAAGUGAUUUUGGGAAUGGACUGGCUGCCGAGAUACUACGCGCAGUUGGAUUGUGGUCGAGGAAGAAUUACACUUGAAAAAAGAGGACAACCAUCAACGACAUACUAUGGGAUAUGUCCAAGUUCUGGAGUAUCACUUGUAUCUGCUUUAAGAGUUAAGAAGGAUUUGAUCAAGGGCGAAGUAUAUUUGCUAACUCUGACUAUCCUUGUAGAAGACUUGAAAGAAGGGACGCAGUUGGAAUGA
Brassica rapa (field mustard) is the source of this 1218-nucleotide messenger RNA. RefSeq lists its product as uncharacterized. Lineage: Eukaryota; Viridiplantae; Streptophyta; Magnoliopsida; Brassicales; Brassicaceae. Gene Ontology annotation, molecular function: zinc ion binding; nucleic acid binding. The record is from RefSeq and is a predicted model, not a curated record.